This is a messenger RNA of Rhincodon typus (whale shark), 2118 nucleotides long. RefSeq lists its product as uncharacterized. The transcript is spliced from 5 exons. The record is from RefSeq and is a predicted model, not a curated record. Bases 315 to 668 code for a protein of 117 amino acids. Gene Ontology annotation, cellular component: extracellular exosome. Lineage: Eukaryota; Metazoa; Chordata; Chondrichthyes; Orectolobiformes; Rhincodontidae.
GUGAGCUCCAGGCAUCACGAUGAAACUGAAGAUCAGGCGCUGACCUCAGCUAGAAGGCCAAUUAGAUACAACUUAGCUUCACGCCCGAGAGGAAUUUCUAUUCUUCGAUUUUCUCCCAAUCGACUCGGGAGGAGACCACGCCCUCUGCUGAAAAGAAGCGAUUAAUAAACCUGAAAGAAAGCGAAGGUUAGUGCCAGGACCUGAUCGAGAGUAAACAAGGAAAUGCGGAAAGUCGCAAACUUUUAGUCCGUGCAAUUGACGCGUAACUGCAAUCGCAGAGGGGGGAGAGUUCAUGGCGCAGCGCGGAGGCUGCAAUGGGGAACGUCCUCCGGCUCUGCGCAACCAGGAAAAGUACCAAAAAAAGUAAAUCAAUAAAGAACAGUACAGUUUCCGAGAGGAGGACAAGAGAUGACAAAUAUAUGCAGUCAAAGAUACAUGAAGAUUCUCAUCCCUACGAUGAAGUAGCUCCCGACAUACCAUUGUAUGCUCAAAUUAAUAAAAAGAGGCCAGAAGAUAUCCACUAUGCUGAAGUUCAUGUGAUUCAACAGGGAUCUCAACGCACUCUCAAGCAAGUUAAGGCAAGACAGAAAGAAAAUGCAACGGAGUAUGCGACCAUUAACUUCACUCCUGUGGUAAAAUAUGACAGAAAAAAUGGGACUCUAGUAUAAAGCCAAACAAAUGUUGUAUGGCUUAAAACAAAUGCAUCUUCUGUAGUCAUUUGAAAAGGACACUAAUUUAGCAGUUGCAAAAUACAAACCUGGUUGUGACCUUGCUAAAAUAAUAAUUUGCCAAUAAUCGGAGAUAUAUCUUAUGGAUGCUCAUUUUGGUUAAAAUGAGCAAAAAUUGCAAAUGUAUUACCAUACCGACAUUACAAUAUUCUCAUGACACCUUUUUGGCUAGUCGUUGAAAGAUGUAUUUCUUAAAAACAUGCUUUUCAUUAUAAUGUGUCUUUUACAUGACGCACCAUGCUCAGAGGAAAAUGAAGUCUGCCUUUGGGACUGUUUAUACUUGCUAAACGAUAGUGUGAAUUUUAAAAUGAUUCCUCUUGAGACAUUUUACCCAAUUGACCAAAAGUCUAUAUUUAAUAAAGUAAUUCAGCUGUCUGGUUACCUCACAGCAAUAAUUUAACUAUUAGAUUCCAGAACCAUUGCAGGAGAGAUUUGAUAUGUAUCCUUAAUGUUAGAUUGCAGGUUAAAGGACUAGGUGCUAAAGUUUUAGCCUCUUAAUUCAUAUCAGCCUUGAACUGUAAAAUGGUUCUGGUUUCUUACAACACUAAGGUACAGAUUUAGAUAUUUUUUGGUAAUUAAAUGUGACUUCCUAUUGAACCUGUUCACUACAUGUAACUUUCCACAAUUUUUAGCACUUGGUUAUGGCAGGGUGAAAUGGUGGCUAAUAUAGGGUUUGCAUAAAAUAGUAUUGGUAACUUCUGACAUUGGGUUCAAAGAAUACUAUUGGAACAAAGGAAAGGUAGUUUUACAUUGUACCUAACUUAUUCUAUACAUGAAAUGAGCACUGACUCUAGGUACAAAAACUGAAGGACAAUGUCCAUUUUCCAUCCCGUGUCUUUCACCAGAGCGCACAUUUAACUGACAUUGACAUUAUAUACAAUCUCUCUUAGUUGAUCAUUGGCCUGGGUUGAUAUCAUAACACAAGGAAUGUUCUGUUAAAACUUGAAGAUUUCCUGCUCUUUUUAGUAUGUGCAAUGCCCAAUGAUAUUAAUAUAAGCUUAUUACACUACUACUAGUUGCAUACAUAGUAACUAGCAAUGUAGAGUAUUUUUAUCAUAUUGUGGAUAUAUUAACAAUUGUUCUGUAAGAAUGGACAAGUUCUGAUAGAAUAAACAAAAAUAUGAAGUUUUCCUAAAAUGUGUUUUAGUACAGUACAACCAUCUUGAUGUUCCUGUCCUUUGUUAGAUGGGAUUGAAUCCUAUAUUUAAAAAUGAUAUCCCACUUACUAUGAAGUCCUGGGUGGGUAUGCUGUGAUGUACACGAGGAUAAAUUUGCACUUGAUUAAACCUUAUUUGAUGAUGAGUUACCUGAAUAUUUUGUAAUGACCUGUAUGCUCAAAGCACUUGAUUGUGUGUACAGAUACUAUAAAUAUAUUAAUUUUUUAAAAGCA